Messenger RNA from Papaver somniferum (opium poppy), 732 nucleotides. RefSeq names its product putative disease resistance protein RGA1. NCBI's taxonomy places the organism in Eukaryota, Viridiplantae, Streptophyta, Magnoliopsida, Ranunculales, Papaveraceae. The coding region runs from base 121 to 732 and encodes 203 amino acids. The transcript is spliced from 2 exons. The record is from RefSeq and is a predicted model, not a curated record.
CUUAACAGGCUAAAUUGUAGACCUUGCUCCUUUACCACUCUCCCUCACUUCAUCUAUCAGAUCAUCAAUCAUCUAUACCCAGAAAAAACUUGCUUGCAAAUUAACUCAAUAUAUUUUCAUAUGGCUGCUUCAACAGCUCUUCAAGUUUUAGUAGAACCACUUCUUGGAACUGUAUUUGACAGCCUAGGAUCAAUUGUGGCAAGCGAAUUCAGUCUCAUUUCUGGAGUCAACGACGAGUUCCAACGUCUCCUUGAUACAAUAUCAGCAAUCAAAGCUGUCAUCGAGGAUGCUGAAGAGAAGCAACUUACGGACAAACCAAUAUGUGAUUGGCUAAGAAAGCUCAAAGGUGCUACUUAUGAUGUUGAAGACUUCUUGGAUGAGUGCAACACCGAUGCUGCUUUAAGACGUUCAUCAGAAAUACUCAAACCGAGUAGCGGGUGCAACAACAUCAAGGAAUUUAUGAGUCAUUCUGUUCCUUCUGUUUUCUGUUGCAAAGCAAGCUCAUCAUCUCGCCGUGCAAUUGCAAAGAGAGUUCAGAAAUUCAUACGCCGAUUUGAUGAAAUUUACGAGCAAAGGAGCAAGUUCCACUUGAAUCCUAACGUGAUUGCUGCAGAUGUUCAAUUGGGAAAAAGAGAAACUACCUCAUAUCCAGAUGAACCGAUAGUUUAUGGAAGGGAUGAGGACAUAGAAUACAUAGUCAAUCUCUUGCAAAAUGAUACGGGAGGAAGCUGA